Messenger RNA from Alexandromys fortis (reed vole), 3365 nucleotides. It is a transcript of the gene Bcar3, whose product is annotated as BCAR3 adaptor protein, NSP family member. Gene Ontology annotation, molecular function: guanyl-nucleotide exchange factor activity; phosphotyrosine residue binding. The transcript is spliced from 12 exons. The record is from RefSeq and is a predicted model, not a curated record. Gene Ontology annotation, biological process: positive regulation of peptidyl-serine phosphorylation; small GTPase-mediated signal transduction. NCBI's taxonomy places the organism in Eukaryota, Metazoa, Chordata, Mammalia, Rodentia, Cricetidae. The coding region runs from base 452 to 2917 and encodes 821 amino acids.
UAGGCGAGGCUUGCCGGUUGAGUGGGGUUCUCCAUAGGAAGAGUUUGAUCUACACUUAAGGUCUUGCUUCUCGGGGUAGACAACGGAGAGCCAAAACUUUCAAAGCCGGGGCCCCGAGGAGAGCCAGACGAGGUCACCGAAUGUAAAUGUCGCGGGGGUUCGGCCCAGCCAGGCGAAUCGGCUGGGCGGGGUGGGGCCGCCAAGCCGCAAAUCACCAGUUGAGGGCCAGAGAGCGCGGAGCGAGCUCAGAGCCGCGCUUGCCGCCGCCGAGCCGGGUGGGAGCCGGGCUGGAACCGCGCCGCGCAGCCGGCAGUCGCGCCGGCCUCUCGGCGGACACCCGCGGACCAUGAGCCGCCCGCGCUCCCAGAGCAGCUGCGGGGCGGUGCGGGCAGAGCGGCACUGAGCCGCCCUCCGGGACCCCGAGCGCUGUGCGGGAAGCGUCGAGAGAAUCAUGGCUGCGGGAAAAUUUGCCAGCCUUCCGAGAAACAUGGUUGUGAAUCACCAGUUCCCAUUGGCCUCGUCCAUGGACCUUCUGAGCAGCAAGUCCCCUCUCGCGGAGCCUCGCACAGAUGCAUAUCAAGACGUGUCUAUACAUGGCACUCUUCCGCGGAAGAAGAAAGGCCCUCCUCCCAUACGAUCCUCUGACAGUGCCAGUCACAUGGGUACCCUUCCCCACUCCAAAUCCCCACGGCAGAGCUCACCUCUGACCCGGGACAUCAUCCAGGAAAACCCACCGCAAGACUGGAAAGGGGACACCUUCACCUUCAGGGAUCCACAUCUUCUGGACCCGACUCUGGAAUAUGUGAAGUUCUCCAAGGAGAGGCACAUCAUGGACAGGACCCCUGAGAGGCUGAAAAAGGAACUCGAAGAGGAGCUGCUGCUGAGCAGCGAGGACCUGCGCAGCCACGCCUGGUACCACGGCCGCAUCCCGCGACAGGUAUCUGAAAACCUGGUGCAGCGAGACGGUGACUUCCUGGUUCGCGACUCCCUGUCUAGCCCGGGAAACUUUGUCCUGACCUGUCAGUGGAAGAACCUCGCUCAGCACUUUAAGAUCAACCGGACUGUUCUAAGGCUCAGCGAGGCCUACAGCCGCGUGCAGUACCAGUUUGAGAUGGAGAGCUUUGACUCCAUCCCUGGGCUGGUGCGCUGCUACGUGGGCAACCGGCGGCCCAUCUCCCAGCAGAGCGGUGCCAUCAUCUUCCAGCCCAUCAACAGGACAGUGCCCCUCUGGUGUCUGGAGGAGCGUUAUGGUACCUCACCGGGCUGCGGCCGGGAGGGCAGCUUUACUGAUGGAAGGCCAGAUGUGGCUAAGAGACUGAGCCUCACCACCACCGGUAGCAUUCAGGCUCGGGAAAGCUUGCCCCGGGGAAACCUGCUCAGGAAUAAAGAGAAGAGUGGCAGCCAGCCCGCCUGCCUGGAUCACGUGCAGGACAGGAGGGCCUUAGCCCUCAAAGCCCACCAGUCGGAGAGCCACCUGCCCCUAGGCUGCAAGCUGCCCCCUCAGUCUCCAGGUAUGGACACAAGCCCUUGCCCCAGCUCUCCUGUGUUCAGGACUGGCAGCGAGCCCACCCUGAGCCCGGCACUGGUCCGGCGAUUCUCUGCAGACACUAGAGGAGGAGGGGAGGCCCUGCGGGGAUCAGACAGUCAGCUGUGCCCCAAACCACCCCCAAAGCCCUGCAAGGUGCCCUUCCUCAAGGUUCCCCCGUCUCCGUCUGCCUGGCUCAAUUCCGAGGCCAACUAUUGUGAACUGAACCCUGCUUUUGCUGUGGGCUGUGACAGGGGAGCCAAGCUUGCCCCACACGAGGAGCUGCUGACAACCAAACACAAUGGGGCCUCAGGCCCCCGGAACUCUGGCAUCAACUACUUGAUCCUCGAUGGGGAUGACCAAGCGAGGCCUUGGGAUCCUCUGGCAGCACAGACAGAUGAGGGUCAGGAAGACAAAACGAUGUUUGUGCCACCUCUCAUGGAAACCGUGUCGUCAUUCAGACCCAAUGACUUUGAGUCCAAGCUCCUUCCUCCGGAGAACAAGCCCCUGGAAACCGCCAUGCUGAAGCGUGCAAAAGAAGUGUUCACCAACAACGACGCCAGGGUCAUCGCGCAGCACAUGCUGAGUGUGGACUGCAAGGUUGCUAGGAUACUGGAAGUCUCUGAAGACAUGAAGAGGAGCAUGGGUGUGGGCUCAGGACUGGAACUCAUUACCUUGCCUCAUGGACACCAGCUGCGCCUGGACAUUAUCGAGAGACACAACACCAUGGCCAUCGGCAUCGCUGUGGACAUUCUGGGCUGCACGGGUACUUUGGAGAACAGAGCAGGUACCCUCAAUAAGAUCAUCCAGGUGGCGGUGGAGCUGAAAGACACCAUGGGAGACCUCUAUUCUUUCUCAGCCAUCAUGAAAGCCCUAGAGAUGCCUCAGAUCACACGGUUAGAAAAGACAUGGACUGCUCUGCGGCACCACUACACCCAAACAGCCAUCCUCUAUGAGAAGCAGCUGAAGCCCUUCAGCAAAGUCCUGCAGGAAGGCAAAGAGUCCACACAUGUCCCGCCAGGCAGUGUAUCAGUCCCACUGCUGAUGCCUCUUGUGACCUUAAUGGAACGGCAGACUGUCACUUUCGAAGGAACUGACAUGUGGGAGAAAAAUGACGAGAGCUGUGAAAUUAUGCUGAACCACUUGGCGACAGCCAGAUUCAUGGCCGAGGCUUCCGAGAGCUACAGGAGGAAUGCUGAGAGGAUCCUGGCAGAUUUUCAACCGGAUGAAGAAAUGACUGAGAUCUUGAAGACUGAAUUUCAGAUGCGAUUGCUGUGGGGCAGCAAGGGUGCCGAAGUCAACCAGACGGAGAGAUACGAGAAGUUCAACCAGAUUUUAACAGCCCUCUCACGGAAACUGGAACCUCCUUCUGUAAAGCAGGCUGAGCUCUGAGAACCACCCAGGAGACCUUGGGGCAUUACCUGAAGCUUUUCCAGACCUGCUGGGAAUGCUUAUCAUCUUAUAAAGUAAUAAUGUGCAAAUCUAAGAAGAUACAAGCUUUUAAUAUCCACAGGAUAUUAAAUGUAUAAACUGCACAGAGCAUAUUUAUAUGAAUUGUUUAAAACUACUACUGAUUUUUAAAUGAAUGGUAAUUUAUUAUUAGAUAACUAUUGCUAAUGUUGAUCAGCAAAUUUAAGAAGACAUAGCUAUGUUGCUGGUUGUUUAAUAAUCGUGGUAUUUGACCAUCUUAGUUUUAAUUCCAUGUCAUAUAAAUGUAAAUAGAGGCAUUUAAAAGAAAAGCAUGAAGCAUUGCAGAAGGUAUCAGUUAUAUGAUAUUCUUUUGAAUAUGAAACUGUAAAUAGUCAUGAGUGGAAAUAUAUGUUUUUGUGAAAUGAUUGUA